Molecule: messenger RNA, 1013 nt
Organism: Physella acuta
Lineage: Eukaryota; Metazoa; Mollusca; Gastropoda; Physidae
Product: kelch-like protein 24a
Molecular function (GO): protein binding
Source: RefSeq, a predicted model, not a curated record
AAAAGGAAGUGACAAUCCAGCCCACACAAUCGUUGCCAUCUUAAAUUUUAGGCGUGUAACAUUGUAGAAAAAAAAAUUCCAGUAUCAUGGCAGUGGAUAACAAGCUAGCUGUUGACAUUAUCAAAAGUGUGGGCCGUUACUGGUCAGACAAUGAACACAGCGACUGUAGAAUUACUGUGGAUGGCAAGGUGUUUCAGGCCAGUAGCUUCGUUCUGAGCGCUUGUUCAGAGUUUUUCAGGCAAGUUUUUCACACUGCGUCUAUCACACACAAGAAUAUCGUCAUUAAGGGGAUCAGUGCUGAUGUGUUUAGCUGUGUCAUCAAAGCGUUGUUUACAGGAGUUACCGGCCUUGAUGAAUCAAAUAUGGUUGAUGUAUUUCUUGCUGCAGGUUAUCUGAAAAUUGAUUUUUUGGUCCAGAAAUGUGAGCAGUUUAUUGAAGAACAUUUGACCAAAGAAAAUUAUCUUCAGCUGUGUAAAGGACUUUUCUGUGUUAGCUCUGUCACUCUUACCAACAAAAUGGUCAGAUUGAUGGCUUUAGAUUUUGAUGAGUUUAGACUGACAGAAACUUUCUUAAACCUGCCAUCGGUAAUGGUUAUCAAAAUUGUAGAAAGUGGAGAGGUCAAAUCUCAAGACACUUUAGUUGAGUCGGUGCUAAAAUGGGCCAGUCAUGGACCUAAAGAUGUCAUCGGGACAUUCGGUUUUCAGUUGUAUCAUGACUUCCAAGAUCUCAUGGAUUUUUGUGUACCUUUUGACUUCAACAGAUACCACCUGUAUCAGUUUGUGGCCAACGACGUCACCAGGAGCCAAAUUCUUGUUCAGUUGAUCAAGAAGAUGAAUCUUGGUGAACUCAGUGAAGCUGGCCUGAAGAUGAUCUAUGAAGACAAGCUGGCUAUAGAACAUCACGAUGUUAAGGAUGCCGUCAUGCAUGAAAUGGCAACCAGAAUGCUGUACAAGUCGGAUAAUAAAAGUGGUCGCAGUUUAUCAAAAUGCACAACCAGUGGACAGUCAAAAUGA